This is a messenger RNA of Gopherus evgoodei (Goodes thornscrub tortoise), 2396 nucleotides long. It is a transcript of the gene FAM161B, whose product is annotated as FAM161 centrosomal protein B. The transcript is spliced from 9 exons. Gene Ontology annotation, biological process: cilium organization. Lineage: Eukaryota; Metazoa; Chordata; Testudines; Testudinidae. The coding region runs from base 323 to 2002 and encodes 559 amino acids. The record is from RefSeq and is a predicted model, not a curated record. Gene Ontology annotation, cellular component: cilium.
CCAAGGGAGGCCACGUGACUUCCCCGACGUCGCCCAGGGAGGCCACGGCGAAGCAGGGAGGUGAAAAAGUCACCUCAGUUCCAGUGCCUGCACCCGGGAAAGCCCUUUGUCCUCUACUGGCCCCCUUCCUCUUUACUAGCCAGAGACCUUGCACAUCAGCAGCCUAACCCUGUGUCUGCCUUGUGGAGAGGCUGCAGCCUCUGCCCCGGUGUUUCCACCUCAACCUUCCUCAGAUUCUGAGCCAGAAACAGAGAGAGUUGGUGAUGGUGUCACUCAGCCCAGGACAGAUGAGCUGUUGGAUUUUCUCCAGCCAGGCAAGGAAAUGGUAGCUGCCUCAAGUUCAGCUGAGGGGUAUUAUGACACACUGCAGGCACUCAAGAUGGAAAACAGACAGUAUCUAUUAGAACUGGGCAUGCUCUACCAGGUAAAAUUGGAGAAUGAUCAGAAAUCCUUCAAGGAGGAACUGGAAGACUUCUUCCAAGACAACGGGAGAUUGACUCUGCAGGGCAAGCCCUAUGAGGCUUCAAGAUCUAGUAUCAUAAGCCGGUCCAGUUCUUUAACUGACCUAAAGUUGGACAGUCCUUGGGAUCAGCAAAAUCCUCUCUCACUUCCUCAGUCCCACCUGAGGCCAAAGAGUGCUGCAUCUGCCUGGGUCUCUACUAUCACCAUCCCCCAGCCCUUCAAGAUGACUCUGCGUGAGGCACAUAAAAAGCCCCAGCUGAUGAAAACACGUGCAUCCCUUGAGCUGGAAAAACGAAGGGACAAAAGACAAAGUCAGGAGGAGGCAGAGUGCCAGAAGCAGUUCCGUGCACAGCCGGUGCCUGCCCAUGUUUACUUGCCACUCUACCAGGAAAUAAUGGAGCAGAAUGAGAUUCGCAGGGAGGUGGCAACACAGAAGAGAAAAGAGUUGCUCCUUUCCACUCAGCGACCCUUCAGCUUCCUGGAGAAGGAGGACAAGAAGAAGGAGGCCAUCAGACAGAAGAUCUUGGCGGCACUGGCUCCAGUUGAGAACUCCAAACCAAAAGGCAACAAGACAGUUCCUAAAUUCAUCUAUAACCCAGUUCUUGGGGAUAAACUCAAAGAAGCUGAACUCUUCAGGAAAAUUCGCAUUCAGAUGAGAGCCAAGGAUUUGUUGGAAAACUCCUCCGCUCCUAUUGACCCUAGCACCAGACAAAGAGAUCCACAGUCCCGAAUCGCCACCAAAACCAAACAAGAAAAACUCAGCUUCCUGCAAGACGACUUCAGCUUUAAACCAAGAAUUAACCCAGCGGUGCCUGAUUUUGAAACACUUUACUGGGCAUUUCAGAGAGAAGCAAUAAGGAUACGAGACGUCAAAGAGCCAACUCGUAAUCAGCCGUUUAAACUGAGAACUUCCAAUCUCCACUACAGACAGAAACAGGCUAAUGAGGAGAAAAUGAAGCAGCCUUCCAAGGCUCCCAUGCAAAGAAGUCGUUCUCUGACUGGUCUCUCCUCUCUCUCUUCCAACACCCUUCCAGUGCACAUUACAGAUGCAACAAGAAAGAGAGAAUCUGCUAUUAGAUACUGCCAGGAAGACAAAAAGAGCAGGGAGAAUGAAGGAGUUCAUUGGAUGGAGAUACAGAGAAAGAAAUGUCAGGCUAUGCAUAAAUCUAUGAGCAGCCGAGCAAAAGCAAUGGAUCCCCAUAAAAGCCUGGAAGAGAUACACAAGGAGAAGCUGAAACAGAACUGGCAGAAUGACCGCAGAAGAACAAAGGAGUACAAAAAAGAACUGGAAGAAAUGCAGAUACGAAUCAAGAACCGACCAUACCUCUUCGAACAGGUCAUGAAGCAUGAUGCCCGGCAAGAGGCAGAGCGACACUACCGAGACACCCUUUGUCAGGUGGGGCUGAAUGAGGAAUUCAUAAGGAACAAAGGGAGAGAUGCUACUGACCUACCAACGGAGGAAGAGUCUGAAACUCAAAGAGCUCAGGAAUCUCAGAGGGACAAAGACAUUGGCACUGUACAGGAAGAAGAAUCAUCUUAGGAAGAGCAGAGAACAAAGAAUGACAACAUAAGAACCCUGCACAAGACUCUGGACCUACUUUCAAUAAUUUCCUUUAGUUCAAGAUGCUUGAGACGAGAGCAGCAGUUCCAGACUUUUUACCUGCAUGACCCCAUUUUCAGACUUAUUGCUUUUUGUGACCUGACAGCUUGGAGGAUGCCAUUUUGUAGAGCAGGAUGGUGUCUGCCACAAAGCAUGAUCUCACACACUGUACAUGCAAGGUCACGUGGAGCAAAUGGCAUCCUCCACACACUCACAAUCACCGUAAAUGCAUCCACUGAUGGCACAAUCCCACUUGGGGUUACAACCUGUAGUUUGGGAACCACUGUUCUAGAGUUUCAACAGUAGAACCUCAGAGUUAUGAACACCUCAGGAA